AUGGCUUGGGAGGCGGAAUUCAGAAAAGGCAUCAACGAGUACAAGGCUACGCGCUAUCAGCAAUCGCUCACCCACCUCACCAAGGCGCACCUGGGCGGCACGCGAUAUAACAUCUUCGAUUCCCGUGCAGCUGUCCACGAAAAGCUGAAGAACACGAAAAACGCGUUACUUGACGCGAAAAGGGUCAUCGAACUUGCGCCCCAAAGAUGGCAAGGUUAUUACCGCUCGGCGCGUCUCUUCUUUGCAGUCGGCAAAUACGAACACGCGCUGAAGAUGAUCGACUGCGCACUUGCUCGCAUCGAUGUGACGGACACAAAACGGCGCCAGGAACUCGAGCUCCUUGGGCAGAAUGCUGCGAACGCACUGGAGAACGCCCGCAGGCAUACCUCGCGAAUCACCUGUCAUCUCGCCAAACUGCCCUUUGAACUUCUCGUCGAGAUAUUCUCCGUUCUGCUGGAAGAAAAUCCACAACGCAUUUUAGUCUUUGCUUCAGUUUGCAUGCACUGGAGGGACGUCGCAUUAAACGCACCUGUUCUCUGGGGUGCGCUCGUCUUAACGGCGCGCAAUCCAUCAAAGAAAAUCCAGCUGUGGAAGGAGCGAUCAAGAGGUAGAAUCUUCUCGGUCGUCGUCCGAGACGAUGCUUUCCCCGAAACGCCCAAACCCUGUUAUGAUCGCCUCGACGGGCAGAAUCUCCGAUCCUUGGAAUUCUGUGAUGUGUCCAUAUGUCCACCACCAUGGACCACUCGUGCAAUCACGAUCACGGCUCUGCGCACCUUGACCAUACGUGGGCUCACCUUGUUGCGGACGCCGGAUUUAAUCCAGGUGCUCCAUCGAAAUCCAUACAUGGAGACGCUCGUGGUGGAUUUGUCCUCAGGCUCCACCGUAGAUGCUUAUUUUCACGAGGAAGAUGGUCUACUCGUUGAGCUUCCCAACCUCGCUCAUCUUGAAUUGGCCAACGUUCACCUCGGGGCCAUAGAUAUCAUUCGGUGGUUGCGUUUAUCGAAGCUGCAAGUUCUACGGCUCGACGCGAUCCGCGACAUCGUCGACAACUUCUUAUCUUUCCUAACGACCGUUCACGGCACAAACUCGCUCACCACGUUGCGACUUGCGCGGUGCAUAUGGACUGCUGAAGCACUCAAGGCUUUGGUUGCUGCGUGUCCAGACAUGGAGACGCUCGAAGUCACUGCGUUUGCUGGCGAAGACAUCAACAACGUUGUUGAAUCACUAGCCCCUGCAGGCACUUCAGAAGUCAGGUUGUCCCGAUGGCCAUUACUCAAAAACCUCGACUUCUCCGGCAAUCCGAGAUUGAGGACAGGACCACUCAUCAAGCUCGUCAAGGCUCGCCUUCCUCUAACCUCCCAAAAUGGUAGCAGUACAGAGAAUUCGACAUCGAGAACCUGCGACAUUACCCCCAUUCAAUCGUUGAACGUGAAUGGAUGCGAUAGGAUAGAGGCGGAAUCACUCCCCUGGUUCAGAAGCGUCGUGAAAGCAUUCAGCUGUGUAUAUAUGACAAGGAAGCAAGCCAAACGUGUUCGCUGA
Punctularia strigosozonata HHB-11173 SS5 is the source of this 1539-nucleotide messenger RNA. RefSeq lists its product as uncharacterized. The record is from RefSeq and is a predicted model, not a curated record. Lineage: Eukaryota; Fungi; Basidiomycota; Agaricomycetes; Corticiales; Punctulariaceae. The coding region runs from base 1 to 1539 and encodes 512 amino acids. Gene Ontology annotation, molecular function: Hsp90 protein binding. The transcript has 3 exons.